Molecule: messenger RNA, 3123 nt
Organism: Patiria miniata (bat star)
Lineage: Eukaryota; Metazoa; Echinodermata; Asteroidea; Valvatida; Asterinidae
Exons: 4
Coding region: 178-1614 (478 amino acids)
Molecular function (GO): zinc ion binding
Source: RefSeq, a predicted model, not a curated record
UUGGGGAAACUUGUACAGCUCACCAAAAGAUUCAACUUCAAUGGACCGUUCCGGCUUUGGCUAUAAGCCCCGCCCACCUUAGCAACGGCAUGGCAACGCCAUUAGCUCGGUCAAGUUCAGGUCAAAGUUAAGUAAACAUACACACGAUACGCAUGUACGUCCGUACACACAUCAACAAUGACGACGACGAGAGUGGAUAUUUUGCCAAAGGCGGUAGAUUUAAAUUCUUUUGGAAAGGAACAAAUUAGUAAACGGAGUAGAGUGAGGGGCUACAAUUUCUUUAAGAAUGGAUAUGUCCAUAAAAUUGCGCUGGAGCUAUUGAAGGAGGGUGAGGUGGCAGUUCAAGGGAAAUGCUUCAGAAGCAUGCGGAAAAGCGAUACACCGCAUUCCUUGAACGUGUGCUUUGGACGAGAUCAGGGUCUCAUAGCAGAAAGUAGAUGCAGCUGUGUAGCUGGGUUGUCAGGUACUUGUGCCCACAUCAUAGCACUGAUUUACACCCUGAGGCACUACCAGGACCUGGGGCUGAAGGAAAUUCCGGGGCAAUUGUCAUGUACAAGCCUGCCACAGCAAUGGCACAAACCCUGUGGGUGUAAAAUUCGACCCCAAUCUGUGGCAGGCUUGGUCAUGGCAAAGCCAAAGAAAACAAGAAAGAGGCAGCCUGUUGCAGCAAAAGUGACUAAGCAAAGUGUGUUGCUGCCUACUUGUGGUGAAAUCAAGCAACUGAAGGCCCUAGCAAACACACCACUAAACUACCUCCUUCACGAGGAUGCUGAACUGUCUGAUACGCCCCUAGGACAAGUUCAGAGGAGAUCAAGUCUGAAUUAUCAGAUAAAUGACUUGGCGGAAACAUCAAGCACAGUAACAACGCCAACUGAGGCACUCUGUGGAAACACAAGGUUCCCCCUUCAAACCACACUUAUCCUCAACUCCGAUUAUGCUGAUAAUAAUACUGCUACAGCUAUAACCCAAGAGGAAGCAGAGGCACUGGAACAAGCAACUUUUCAACAGGCAAACUGCAACCUAUGGUAUAAAUGCAGAGAACAGAGACUAACUGCUUCCCAGUUUGGUCGGGUAAUCACAAGAAAAAAGGAUGUGAACACUAAGUUUUUAACUAGCUUGUGCUCUCCACAGGUCAUACACAGUGAAGCAGUAUCAUACGGCAAAAAACAUGAGAGUACUGCAAAGGAGGCGUAUGUGAACAAGACCAACCUUCACAUACAUGAUUGUGGCCUUGUAGUAAACCCAGCCUUUAGUUUCCUGGGCGCUACACCUGAUGGUAAGGUGUGCGAUGCGGGUCAAACAGGAAUUCUGGAGGUAAAAUGCCCAUACAGUGCAAGAGACAUGACUGUUGCAGAGGCAGUAGAUGGAAUCCCCAACUUCUACAUGGCAAAGUUUGGCAAUGGCUUGCAACUAAAGAAGACCCAUCAGUACUUUCAUCAAGUUCAGGGUCAACUGAUGUUGACUGGAGCCCCAUUCUGUGACUUUGUUGUUUUUACAAGCAAAGACAUCCAUGUUGAAAGAAUAGUGCCAGAUACAGCAGUGUGGGAAGCCAUGCUCAGUAAACUGGGUUUAUUCUACAAGGAGCAUGUAACACCAUUUCUAGCUAAUACUUGAAAAUGAGAGAAACUUACACAUGUCAUGUUUAACUUCGGCAGGCUUUUUGUCAGGUACACUCGAUAAUUCCUUUUGAUUCCUUUCAUCAGAUGACUGCCCACUGUAAAAAAAACACCAUAAAACAAUAAUAGAAAUAACACGUCCUUAAAAGUUGAAUUUAGCAGUGCGAAAAUCGAAGCAUUUACUUAGAAAACGCUAAGAAUUGUUUAGAGCAGUCUCAUAGGUUUUGUGCACAGGGUGUCAAGUGUUGUCUGUGUAUGGAACUCUUUCCAUCAGAAUAUUUCAAUGUUGAAGAAGAUUACAGACCAAAUUUUGAGAAGUUUUUGAGCAUGUGUGCAUUAAAUGAAGACAUGUGCAUGCUGACUGCUCACUGCGCUGCCAUUUGAUUGGAUGCAACAUAGAUUUAUUAAGAUGUCAUGAAAUGUAAUUUAAUGAUGAAUUUUUUCCAUUAAAACCCUCCUUCUAUUUAGGCAGUCAUAGUCAGUCAAAAUUUCCUUCCACUUCCCCUGCGAUGCCUUUACACAGGCAAGUCAUAAACAGUCAGAUUAUUCCAAGCAGGCACUCUGACUGAUCAAAUCCAGUCAACAGACAAAAGCAGGAAGGUGGUGGCACAUCUGUAUCAAGCAGUCACAGCCAGUCAACCUUGCUUAUGGAGGCUGGAAGUUCUUAACUUCCAUAAGUUCUUAACUUCCAUCAGUCACUUGACUGAUAAUGAUAUUGACUGCACAAACAAUGGGGCACAGGAUGUGUGUUUGCAUAGGAGGGUUAAUUGCAUGAGAAUUCGUUCUUCCCAGUAAUUUGUUUAAAAUAUUUUAAACUGUGCCACACAGCCUUCAGAAGAUGUUCAUAAUGGAAAUGGCAGCUUUGCACAAUUGCCACAUUAACCUACCUGUUUUCUAGGUUAAGAAUACGUUUGAGUGGAGGCCUCCUGGCUUUAAAGAUGGCACUCCCAUCUGCCGGUAUGGGGUCAGGAUAGAUUGAGCUUGGUUCUUUGAAAUGCUGUGGAAAGAUGUGGUACCGGUACUAACGUUUAUAAUUUGGUUUUGGUUUUAUUUAAAACCCUGAACCUGUAAAAGUCUAAAGCUCAUUGUAAAUUUGAACUGGGCCAGCUCAUUGGGUAUUUUAAAAUGAAAAUAACAGAAAGAGUUCCAUACUCGGACAACACUUAACAACAGUGUUUUCUAAGUACCAAGUACCGGUGAAUCAAUGCUUUAAGUUUUUCACAGCUAAAUUUGACUUUUUAGGACAUGUCAUUGCUUUUCAUGGCUGAUAGGUCACUAUAGGGAAAAAUGAGCGUUGUCCGUGUAUGGAACUCUUUCCUUUUUUAUUUAUAUUCCAACAAUAACUCAAUAAUGUCAACUCAUUGUUUAUAUUAUAGAAUCUCAAUGCUGUAGACCACAUACAGGGUUUUUGCAAUAUUGCCAAGCUUGGUAAUUUUAAAGAUUUAUUAAAUUUAUAAUUUAUAAAAUGAAAUUUGUUAUUAUGAGUUGCUUUUAUUGUGGUACUUAU